Messenger RNA from Neomonachus schauinslandi (Hawaiian monk seal), 2875 nucleotides. It is a transcript of the gene OPTN, whose product is annotated as optineurin. Gene Ontology annotation, cellular component: nucleus; cytoplasm; Golgi apparatus. NCBI's taxonomy places the organism in Eukaryota, Metazoa, Chordata, Mammalia, Carnivora, Phocidae. The record is from RefSeq and is a predicted model, not a curated record. Gene Ontology annotation, molecular function: K63-linked polyubiquitin modification-dependent protein binding. Bases 540 to 2264 code for a protein of 574 amino acids. Gene Ontology annotation, biological process: Golgi ribbon formation; regulation of canonical NF-kappaB signal transduction; protein localization to Golgi apparatus. The transcript is spliced from 16 exons.
GGAGGACGGCGCAGCGGUCAGCUGAGCGGCGCUGGGCGGGGUCGCGAGGCCGCAAGUCAGCCAGAGGCUCCCCGAGCCCGCGCCGCUGCCCCCGGCUGGUCCCCUGGUCGGCGCCCGCAUCCGGGUCCGGAGCCCUCCCCCAGCGGGCACGAUGCGGAGGAAGCAGUGAUCCCGAGAGCGGCCGGAGCGCGGGCGCGGGAUCGUGAAUACUCGAUGAGGCUGAGAACCCCAGAGGAGUUGUUUUUACUGUCGGAAAUGUGGAAGCUGGAUGCAGAGUCAGCAUCUCUAAGAGAAAACGAAACCCAGAUUCUGGUCUAGCCUCCUCCUCCAGUGAACAUUUACUGCGAGCCUGCUGUGUGCCGCUUACAAGAAUAAAAUAGAGACCUUCACUGACGUUUGACGGAAGAUAGACUGGAAUGGGAUGAUUAUAGGACUUUGCAGAGAGAGCCUAGUGCUACUGGGUACUGAGAGGAAAGAACAGUUUGUUUUACACAGGCCAUCUAUCUCAGCCGGACGUGGAACUGUCUGGUCCUGCUGCCAUGUCCCACCAACCUCUUAGCUGCCUGACUGAAAAGGGGGACAGCCCCAACGAAACCACAGGAAAUGGACCCCCCAACCUGGCUCACCCAAACCUGGACACAUUCACUCCAGAGGAGCUGCUGCAGCAGAUGAAGGAGCUCCUGAUUGAGAACCAUCAGCUCAAAGAAGCCAUGAAGCUAAAUAAUCAGGCGAUGAAAGGGCGAUUUGAAGAGCUUUCAGCCUGGACAGAGAAACAGAAGGAAGAACGCCUUUUUUUUGAGAUACAGAGCAAAGAAGCCAAGGAGCGCCUCAUGGCUUUGAGUCAUGAAAAUGAAAAAUUGAAGGAAGAACUUGAAAAACUAAAAGGGAAGACAGAAAAGUCCCUUGAGGACCCCACUGGGGAUUCCAGAGUCCCCAGGGCAGAAGCAGACCAGGAACUGGAACAGCUGAAGACCCAGGUGGCCUAUCUCCAAGCUGAAAAGGCAGAUCUGCUGGGGAUUGUGUCAGAACUCCAGCUCAAGCUGAACUCGGGCGGCCCCCCUGAAGACUCCUUUGUUGAAAUCAGGAUAGCUGAAGGAGAAGCAGAUGUGGCGGUGAGAGAAAUCAAGACGAGUCCUGGGCCCGCAAGAACUGAUUCCAUUGACACGAACAAAUCUACAGAAAGCUCCAGGAAUUAUUUGGAAUUUGAGAAAUUAACUGUGAGCCAGCUCCUUCUUUGUCUAAGGGAAGAAAGCCAGAAGGCGGAGAAGCUUGAAACUGCACUCAAGGAAGCCAACAAAAGAGUUUCCUAUUUUGAAAAGAAAGCCAGUGAUCGUUCUGAGGUUGAGACCCAGACAGAGGGGAGCACAGAAAAAGAGAAAGAAGAGGAAAAAGGCCCAGAAACUGUUGGAAGUGAAGUGGAGACGUUGAACCUUCAGGUGACAACUCUGUUUAAGGAGCUUCAAGAGGCUCAUACAAAACUCAAUGAGGCUGAGCUGAUGAAGAAGAGACUUCAAGAGAAAUGUCAGGCCCUUGAAAGGAAAAAUUCUGCAACCCCAUCAGAGCUGAAUGAAAAGCAAGAGCUUGUUUAUAACAACAAAAAGUUGGAGCUACAAGUGGAAAGCAUGCGAUCAGAAAUCAAAAUGGAGCAAGCCAAAACCGAAGAGGAAAAGUCCAAGUUAGCCACUCUCCAGUUGACACAUAACAAGCUUCUUCAAGAAUACAAUAAUUCAUUGAAAUCACUCGAGGAACUGAAAAGGAAAGAGUCAGAAAAAGUGGAUAAGGUGGUACUACAAGAACUAAGUGAAAAGCUGGAACUGGCAGAGAAGGCCCUGGCUUCCAAGCAGCUUCAGAUGGAUGAGAUGAAGCAGACCAUCGCCAAGCAGGAGGAGGACCUGGAAACCAUGACUAUUCUUCGGGCUCAGAUGGAGGUUUACUGUUCGGACUUCCAUGCUGAAAGAGCAGCAAGAGAGAAGAUACACGAAGAAAAGGAGCAACUGGCCCUGCAGCUGGCAAUCCUGCUGAAAGAGAAUAAUGCUUUUGAAGAUGGAGGCAGCAGGCAGUCCUUGAUGGAGAUGCAGAGCCGUCAUGGGGCGAGAACCAGUGACCCCGACCAGCAGGCCUACCUCGUUCAGAGAGGAGCUGAGGACAGAAACUGGCGGCAGCAGCAACAGCGGAAUAUUCCAAUUCAUUCCUGCCCCAAAUGUGGAGAAGUUCUGCCCGACAUAGACACACUCCAGAUCCAUGUUAUGGACUGCAUCAUUUAAGUGUUCACAUCUCACUUCCCCCCAAACUGUUGGUAAAUAUCAGAUUUUUUUCCUCCAAGAGUUGUGCUUUUGUGUUGUUUGUUUUCAUGCAAACAUUUGCCUCAUUAUGUUUAUUUUAGGAGAAAGAAAAUAUGUUCUAAGUGGGACAUUUUCUGUGGAUUUCCUUAGAAUCCUGAACAUACCGCUUUUCUGAUAAUAGAUUCUUUUUUUUUCCUUUUUUUUUUUUUAAUGUUCCAUGUAUGUGGGCUGAACUGUUCAUGCAGUUAAUGAGCAUGUGACAUCAUGGGACAGAGUAAAUAUAACCGAAGGAAGAGGCCUCACAGAUCAACUCUGAGAAUCUUUUAAGGAGGCAGGAAAAAUGAAGUGGUCACAGAUUUAAUCAAGAAAAGUAUCUUUGGAGUUUUUUUUUAAAUAAAUUAUAUUGUUAUUUUUCUUCAUCCAUUUAAGACACGUCUAUAUGAGGUUGUGUGUAUGUUAUAGUUUUAUUGCUGCUGCAGUAAUUGUACCAAAGUUGUGAUGGGCCUGUUUUCAUACGAGUGCUGUGGGCUUUUACUUAAUCAUUGGGACAAGUGAAAACAUACUGGCGUACACGAGGAACAUACAUUAGGUUC